Molecule: messenger RNA, 1374 nt
Organism: Ziziphus jujuba (common jujube)
Lineage: Eukaryota; Viridiplantae; Streptophyta; Magnoliopsida; Rosales; Rhamnaceae
Product: LRR receptor-like serine/threonine-protein kinase GSO1
Exons: 3
Coding region: 1-1374 (457 amino acids)
Cellular component (GO): plasma membrane
Molecular function (GO): protein binding
Source: RefSeq, a predicted model, not a curated record
AUGAAUCACUUCAAUGGAACGAUUCCAAAAGAGAUUGGCUUAUUGGCAAAUCUUCAAACACUUAUGUUUGGCACUAAUGGUUUUAAUGGCUCUAUCCCUAACGAAAUAGAAAACAUGAAAUCUUUGAGAAACCUAUCUUUAGAUAAUAACGACCUCAUAGGUCCCAUUCCUGCCUCUUUUAGAAACUUGACCAAUUUAUUUGUCUUGUACCUUUUUGAAACAUACAUUUAUGAACAUAUUCCAAAAGAAAUAGGAAAACUGAGAAUGUUAAACGAACUUAUUCUUCAACUCUCUGGAAGUAUUCCUGUAGAAAUUGGAAAUAUUAGUAGUCUAAGAAUGCUUGAUCUUAGUGACAAUAAUCUCUCUGGUGAACUUCCUGCUUCCAUAGGAAACUUGAGCAACAUAUAUCAAAUUUUUCUUUAUGGAAACAGCAUUUCUAGACAUAUUCCGAGAGGAAUUAGAAACCUGAGAAAUUUAUGGAACCUUCAGCUUUUAUCAAAUCAAUUUUUUGGAAAUAUUCCUAAAGAAAUUGGAAACUUAAGAGAGUUAAAGAUUCUUAGGCUUUCUACCACUAAACUUUCUGGUAUUAUUCCUACAAAAAUUGGAAAGUUGAGCAACUUAGAAAUUCUUGACCUUAAUACCAACAAUUUUUAUGGUCAACUUCGUGCUUCCAUAGGAAACUUGGCAAAACUCAACAAACUCAUUGUGCUUCAAAACCAGCUCAGUGGCUUUUUUCCUUCAACAAUGAAUAACCUAACUAGCUCAAAGAAUCUACAAUUGGCUUCAAAUAGCUUCACUAGACAAUUACCAAAACAAAUAUGUGAUGGUGGAUUGCUUGAGUUUUUUUCUGCCGGCUCCAUACCACUUGUGCUUGGUAAAGCACCUCGGCUUCAUGUACUUGACUUGUCCUUAAAUCAUCUCACUGGAAAUAUUCCAGAGGAACUUGGAAGUUUGAAGUUAUUCAAACUUAUGCUAAGUGAAAAUCAACUAUCUGGAGAGAUUCCUCAAAUAACCGGAAUGCUAGCUGAUUUGGAGUACUUAAACUUGGCAAUAGCACCUCAGCUUGCAGAAAUGAAACGUUUAGAAACUCUAAAUCUCUCACACAAUAAUCUUUCUGGUUUAAUUCAAUCCGAGUUUGAUGAAAUGAAGAGCUUGACAAUGGUUGAUAUAUCCUUCAAACAAUUUGAAGAUCUUAUUCCAAAUUCCAAAGCUUUCCGUGAGGCAUCAUUUGAAGCGUUCAGAAACAACAAAGGCUUGUGUGGUAAUGCCACUAGUUUACCGCUUUGCUCUCAUGGUAAAAGGGGCAACAAAGUCAACAUAUUGAUCAUCCUGGUAUCUGUUUUCAACAGCCUAUUUUUUCUGUCCAUUUUGUAA